GCUUGCUGACUGUAUUAGAAAAAGUCCGUGAUUUUGUUAUAGUCGUUCUGCCUCGCUCAUUAUGUGUGCGUAAUAUCUACAUCAUUAGUAUUAUCAUUUAAUGACCUUUGUUCUCAACAACAAUUGCAAUAACUGAAUCAAGUUGAAAAGGCAUCGAGUUUUUGUAACAAACCACACAGUUAUCGAUCCCAUUCCUUACCAUUCGCGUCGGCGUAUCGGCUCUCUGAAAUAAUUCAGAAUGACAUUGACGUUUCACGAGUUAUUCUAGGCAUUUAGAAGAUACAAGAACAAAAUAAUCAUGAGUUGAUAGUUCAACAAAGAAAAACAAUAAAGAAUUAGUUUUACUGUCGGUACAAUUAUUGAAUUGUGAGUUUGUUCGUUAAUAAACGGUCCGAAGAUGAGAACAAAAAAUUGUGAAAGUGCUGCGUUUGUGUUACUGCUUAUGGUUAAUAUUUUUUUAAACUGUCGCGGAAAUGACGUAUUUUGGUACCAGCCGGAACAGGUGCAUCUCGCUUAUGGAGACACUCCAUACGAUUAUGUAGUUACUUGGUCUACAUUUAACGACACCCAUCUAUCAACUGUAAAAUACGGAAUCAACGGAUUGAUACUAACUGCUCAAGGAUCGGCAACUAAAUUUGUGGAUGGAGGAAGACAAAAGCACACUCAGUACAUUCACAAAGUCGUAUUGAAAAAUUUAACUGCGGACAGCCGAUAUUUGUACCAUUGUGGAAGCCGAUUGGGCUGGUCGGAUCUGUUUUGGUUCAAAACGCCACCCCCAGAAGAAAAUUGGCAACCAACUAUAGCCUUGUUUGGGGAUAUGGGCAACGAAAAUGCCCAGUCUUUGAGUCGACUGCAAGACGAGACCCAACGAGGUAUGUACGACGCCAUACUUCACGUUGGAGACUUUGCUUAUGACAUGGACUCUCAGAAUGCCCUAAUUGGAGACCAGUUUAUGCGCCAGAUAGAACCAGUAGCAGCAUACGUACCUUAUAUGACAUGCCCAGGAAAUCACGAAGAAAGGUAUAACUUUAGUAACUACCGCUACCGAUUUAACAUGCCAGGAAGUCCCGACAAUAUAAUGUAUAGUUUUAAUAUGGGCCCAGUACAUUUCAUAUCUAUUUCGACUGAAGUGUACUAUUUCCUCAAUUAUGGAAUAAAACCGAUGGUGUUCCAGUACGAGUGGUUAGAGAAUGAUCUAAUUGAAGCGACUAAACCCAAGAAUCGUAAAAGACGACCUUGGAUAGUGGUCAUAGGUCAUAGGCCCAUGUAUUGCAGCAACGACGACACUGAUGACUGCACUUACUAUGGGACCAUGACGAGAAUAGGUUUACCAUUUUUUCAUAUGUUUGCAUUAGAAAAGCUUCUGUUUCGGUAUGGUGUUGAUGUGGAGAUAUGGGCUCACGAACAUUCCUACGAACGAUUGUGGCCCAUUUAUGACUAUAAUGUGUACAAUGGUAGUUAUGAAUGGCCGUAUGUGAAUCCUGGUGCUCCUGUUCACAUUGUUACUGGGUCCGCUGGUUGUCGCGAAGGAACGGACAGAUUCAAGAGGAAAAGACCUGCUUGGUCCGCUUUCCAAAGUAGUGACUAUGGGUAUACAAGACUGAAGGCUUUCAAUGGAACCCAUUUGUAUUUUGAACAAGUUUCCACAGAUAAAAUGGGUGCCGUUAUUGAUUCGUUUUGGUUGGUGAAACAUUACCAUGGACUCUACCGUCAAAAAAAUAGAAGUGAUAUUAAAUCUAAUUUGAAUCUCGUAUAAACAAAAACUAAUUUUGGUGAAGAAUAUUCAUAAAUUAAAUUUAGAAUUUANU
Agrilus planipennis (emerald ash borer) is the source of this 1808-nucleotide messenger RNA. RefSeq names its product acid phosphatase type 7. The coding region runs from base 398 to 1756 and encodes 452 amino acids. Gene Ontology annotation, molecular function: metal ion binding; acid phosphatase activity. The transcript has a single exon. Lineage: Eukaryota; Metazoa; Arthropoda; Insecta; Coleoptera; Buprestidae. The record is from RefSeq and is a predicted model, not a curated record.